UUGUAGCUGGUUGUCAUCUACGGUCCACUACGGUUUUGAGAGCUAUAACACAGGAUGCUUCUUAAGACGCUUUACAAACAAAGUGCUGAUUCAUCUGUUGUUUUGAAUGGAGGUUGAACGCCCGUCAGGCCGCUGUGACUCUGUGACGUUCCCUCAUUCCCUCCACAGAAACACAGCAAACAUUCUCUUUAAUCCCAUGUUAUCUUUGUUUCCUCUGCCAGCUGUUUACUGUCAUUCUAAAUGGCACAUCAAAGAAACAUCUGGGUAUUUUGUGCUUCUUAAGUUUACAUGAUCCCUUUAUGGAGGGAACCAGCAGCAGUUGUCACGUGAUCUGGUCUCCACUAAAGGCUCAAACCUGCAGAGCUGCUGCUGUUCUCACACGUUCUCCCCAAAACGCUUCCUCUUCACUUCUGAGGAAACAACCACAAGAUGCAAAGAGGAACGACUUAAAACCAAAAAGUGACUUCUGCAUUAAUCCAAAAUUAGACUACGGACACUUUUUAAAUGUGGCACCAGUUAACAGAACGAUGUCAGAGUGAUCACAUGACAUGUGUGCAUGCUUCAUGUUCAGGAAGGAGUCCUGUGAUGAAACACAAAGAGGCUCAAAGCUGCGUGAAGCCGGAUCAGGACCAAACUGAGAGCGGUUCUGUAGAGUCUGCAUGAGUCCUGAUCUCUAAGUGAUUAAUAACUAAUCAAACGUUCCUCACAGUAACGUCUGAUGAACACGAUCCCUUAUGGAGGGAACCAGCAUGCUGAGUCCUCACGUGAUCUGGUCUCCACUAAAGGCUCAAACCUGCAGAGCUGCUGCUGUUCUCACACGUUCUCACCACAACGCUUCCUCUUCACUUCUGAGGAAACAACCACCAGAUGCAAAGAGGAAGAAACUCAUCCUCAGAGCUCCGACACGUCGUCUCUAUGAGCACGACGAGGAAGUGACGCUGUGCAACCAGAGGAAGCAGAAGCUGCAUCUGUGAGGAAGAAGCACUCGGUCAGACGCCUUGAGGAGCAGAGACACCAUGGUGGAACUCAGAGGGACUCAAAGGACUUUAUGUGUGAUGCUGCUGCUGCUUCAGGCUGCAGUAAGAGGACAAACCCCCCCUGUCCCCCGCUUCCUCGUCAGAGCCGGAGAUGACGUCACUUUGCCUUCUAAUCAGGACAGAUGUAACGGAUCUACUUGGCUUCACAGUCGUAGUGAUCCAGCUGUGGAGCUGGUUACACUUGGGAAGAUUAAGAAUAACGCUUUGAUUCCAGAAGCUAAAACCAACAGACUGAGUUUGACAGCAAACUGUUCUCUGGUUAUAAGAAACGUCUCAGGUGAAGGUGUUGGUCGUUACACCAACAGACAUUAUGAUGAAGGAGGAAAACAUCAAGGUCCAGAUGGUGUGGUCUCUCUGUACGUGUUUACAAUGGAGGAAAAGGACUACGGGGGUCUGGUUGUGUUGUCCUGCUUUGUGUUGAGAUUCUCUGAGUGUGAACACACAGUAAAGUGGCAUUAUGACGGCAAACAGACUGAUGUGACGACAUCACACGUUGCUUGUGAAGCCAAUGUGACGUUUAAAGCUCCUCUUCAUCAGAAGUCAAAGUAUUAUAAGUCACUGAGAUGUGAAGUGAGAGACACUCGGAGUGGAAAAACUCUGCUGUUUGAAGCCUGCAGUCAGUUCUCAUGUGAACAAACAGUAAGAGGACAAACCCCCCCUGACCCCCGCUUCCUCGUCAGAGCCGGAGAUGACGUCACUUUGCCUUCUAACCAUGUGGAUCAGGACAGAUGUGACGGUUCUACUUGGCUUUACAAUCGUACUGAUUCAUCUGUGGAGCUGGUUACACUUGGGAAGAUUAAUAAUAACGCUUUGAUUCCAGAAGCUAAAAGCAACAAACUGAGUUUGACAGCAAACUGUUCUCUGGUUAUAAGAAGCGUCUCAGGUGAAGAUGUUGGUCGUUACACCAACAGAGAUUUUAAUGAAGCAGGAAAACAACAAGGUCCAGAUGGUGUGGUCUCUCUGUCCAUGUUUACAAUGGAGGAAAAGGACUACGGGGGUCUGGUUGUGUUUUCCUGCUUUGUGUUGAGAUUCUCUGAGUGUGAACACACAGUAGAGUGGCUUUAUGACGGCAAACAGACUGAUGUGAUGAUGUCACACGCUGCUUGUGAAGCCACUGUGACGUUUAAAGCUCCUCUUCAUCAGAAGUCAAAGUAUUAUAAGUCACUGAGAUGUGAAGUGAGAGACAAUCAGAGCGGAAAAACUCUGCUGUUUGAAGCCUGCAGUCAGUUCUCAUCUGAACAAACAGGAGGCCCAUCGGGGGAGGGAAACAUUACACCACCUGCACCACCAGUCUCCUCAGGUAGUAAAGGAGGAGGAGGCCCAUCGCGGGAGGGAAACAUUACUCCACCUGCACCACCAGGAGGCCCAUCGGGGGAGGACAACAUUACACCACCUGCACAGAGCGACUCUUCAUCAGUCUGGUGGCCGUGGCUCGUCAUCCCGCUGGUGGGUUUAUUGGUCCUCUUCAUCAUCCUCGUGGUCUUCAUCAGAUGGAGAAAUCAAGGGAAAAGAACACAGACGGACGAAAACAUCGCCGACCCCGAGGAAGGCGUAGCCUACGCCUCCGUCAGCUACACCAGGACGGCCGGCGGAGGAGCCCGGGCUCGAGUCAAAGAUGGCGACGAUGCGGUGACUUACUGCACUGUGAAAGCUCCGCCUCCUGCUUCUUCUUCUGGUGCCGGAGCCUCCGUUGAUCCCAGUGACCUCUACGCGGUCGUCAACAAACCCAACAAAUAAGAGGCUACGUUGAUGAUUGUAAACCAAGUCAAGCUUUCUUCAUCACGUUCACUCACUGCUGAGAUGAAUUGAGCCAUUUAGUAAAAUGUUUAGAGCAUUUUACAUUCAUUGAUGAUUUUAUUUGAAUAACCUGAAUGUUCCCACCAGAUAAAUCAGAUUAUUAUUGGAAAAAGGAGUAAAACAAGACUGAAAAUGUAAAUAUGAUAAUAUUAACACAUAGUUUUGCAUUUAAAGUGCGCAUUUUUGAUUACAUUUUACAUUUUUUACAUUAUGAUCAUUUUGUUAUGAUAGUAUGAUUUAUUCCUUUUGCAAUUGUUGGAUAAAAAAAAGCCUUUCUAUCCAGAACAGGGUGUAGUAAGUUAACGUGUUUUAUAUUUAUUGAUAAUUUUAUUUGAAUAACCUGUUCCCACCAGAUCAAUCAAUGGAGGCAUACUGAGAAUGUAAAUAUGAUAAUAAUGAAACAUAGUUUUGCAUUUAAAGUGAGCAUUUGACCACGUUUUUUUACAUUAUGAUAAUUUUGUUGUGAUAAUUUGUUGUUUGUUGGAUUUGUUGCUUUUGCGAUUGUUCUUCAUGUCCUCAUGAAAUAAACUAGUAACAUAUAGUUUAUCAGGGUUCAUAGUCCAGAUUAAUUGUUUUUUAUUAUAUAUUCCUGUAAUAGUUUCACCUCGUGGAUGUUGAGUUUGCUUUGAACUAAAUAAAAGACAGAAAGGAA
This is a messenger RNA of Gasterosteus aculeatus aculeatus (three-spined stickleback), 3486 nucleotides long. NCBI's taxonomy places the organism in Eukaryota, Metazoa, Chordata, Actinopteri, Perciformes, Gasterosteidae. The record is from RefSeq and is a predicted model, not a curated record.